This is a messenger RNA of Ochotona curzoniae (black-lipped pika), 5344 nucleotides long. It is a transcript of the gene ABCC2, whose product is annotated as ATP binding cassette subfamily C member 2. Bases 239 to 4870 code for a protein of 1543 amino acids. The transcript has 32 exons. The record is from RefSeq and is a predicted model, not a curated record. NCBI's taxonomy places the organism in Eukaryota, Metazoa, Chordata, Mammalia, Lagomorpha, Ochotonidae. Gene Ontology annotation, molecular function: ATP binding; ATP hydrolysis activity; ABC-type transporter activity. Gene Ontology annotation, cellular component: apical plasma membrane. Gene Ontology annotation, biological process: transmembrane transport.
UGUGCUUGGGCUUCUCAGUCACAUGGACAUCCACUGGUAGAAUGUAAACAUGCAUCCAGGCACAGUUAAAGAUUAAAUGGUUGAGAUGAAAGUUCAGGAAAACUGCCUUUAAUUGGAACAUCAGAACAUCAGAAUGGAGAUAACACAUUGCUGAUCUCCUUCUACAAGGUCUGAGGAAAAGAGGAAGGAAGAAGCAACAUAGUCAAAGAAAAAUCUUCAUUCCAGAAGCUCUCCAGAAAUGGAGAAGUUCUGCAAAUCUACUUUUUGGAAUUCCUCAUUGCUGGACAGUCCGGAGGCAGACCUGCCACUUUGCUUUGAGCAGACUGUGCUGGUGUGGAUUCCCUUGGGCUUCCUGUGGCUCCUGGCCCCUUGGCAGCUUUUCCAUGUUUAUAGAUCCAGGACCACAAGAUCACCUAUAACCGGAUUCUACAUUGCUAAGCAGGUGCUGGCUGGGUUUCUUCUUAUUCUAGCUGUCAUAGAUUUGGUCCUUGCACUCACAGAAGACUAUGGGCAAGAUGCAAUCCCUCCUGUUAGAUACACCAACCCAAUUCUCUACCUGGUCACAUGGCUGCUGGUUUUGCUGAUCCAACACGGCAGACAGUGGUGUAUACAGAAGAACUCCUGGUACUUGUCCAUAUUCUGGAUUCUGUCAGUACUCUGUGGCACUUUCCAGUUUCAAACUCUGAUCAGGACACUCUUGCGGGAUAGCAAUUCUAACCUGGCCUACUCCUGCCUGUUCUUCAUCUCCUAUGGAUUUCAGAUCAUGCUCCUGAUCCUCUCAGCAUUUUCAGAAAGAGGGGAUUCAUCAAUGAAUCCUUCAGUCACGGCUUCAUUUCUGAGUAAUAUUUCUUUUAGUUGGUAUGACAGCGUCAUCCUGAAAGGUUACAAACAACCUCUGACAGUUGAAGAUGUCUGGGAUGUUGCUGAUGAGUUUAAAACCAAAAAUGUAGUGAGCAGGUUUGAAUUGCACAUGAUGAAAGAGCUGAAGAAAGCCAGGCAGGCAUUCCAGAAACGGCAACGGAAGAAAUCACAGAAGAAAUCUGGAGCCAGGCCACAGAGUUUGAACAAGAACCAAAGCCAAAGCCAAGAUGUCCUUGUCCUGGAAGAAACUAAAAAGAAAAAAAAGAAGUCUGGGACCACAAAAGACUUUCCCAAAUCUUGGCUGAUCAAGACCCUCUUCAAAACUUUCUACAUGGUGCUCCUAAAAUCAUUUGUGCUGAAGCUAGUGUACGAUAUCCUCACGUUUCUGAACCCUCAAUUGCUGAGGUUGGUGAUCGCCUUUGUGAGUGACAAAGACUCGUACGUAUGGAUUGGAUAUCUCUAUGCGAUCUCCUUAUUUGCUGUGGCUCUCAUCCAGUCAAUCUGCCUUCAGACUUAUUUUAACAUGUGUUUCAGUCUGGGCAUGAGCGUACGGACAACUGUCAUGUCUACUGUGUAUAAGAAGGCACUGACCAUAUCCAACUUGGCCAGGAGGCAAUACACUGUUGGAGAAACUGUGACCCUGAUGUCUGUGGAUGCCCAGAAGCUCAUGGAUGUAACCAGCUUCAUUCAUUUGUUGUGGUCAACUGUUCUACAGAUUGUCUUAUCCAUCUACUUCCUAUGGUUGGAGUUGGGUCCUUCAAUCUUAGCAGGUGUUGGAAUAAUGAUACUCUUUAUCCCAGUUAAUGCGGUACUGGCCACCAAGAAUAGGAAACUUCAGUUCAAAAAUAUGAAAUUUAAAGACAAACGUUUACGGAUCAUGAAUGAGAUUCUAAAUGGAAUUAAGAUCUUGAAAUAUUUUGCUUGGGAGCCUUCAUUCAAAGAGCAGGUCCACAAGCUUCGGAAUAAAGAACUGAAGAACCUACGAGCCUUUGCUUACCUGCAGUCUUUGAUCACAUUCCUCCUAUACUUAUCUCCAGUCCUGGUGUCUGUGACAACAUUUUCUGUUUAUGUCCUGGUGGACAGCAACAAUAUUUUGGAUGCACAAAAGGCCUUCACCUCCAUCACCCUCUUCAACAUCCUGCGUUUUCCGAUGGGCAUGCUUCCCAAUGUGAUCUCCGCUAUGCUGCAGGCCAGCGUUUCUGUAGAGCGAAUAGAGAAGUACUUGAGUGGGGAUGACUUGGACACUUCUGCCAUUCAACGUGACAGUAAUUUUGACAAAGCUGUGCAGUUUUCUGAUGCCUCAUUUACCUGGGACCGGGAUUUGGAACCCACAAUCAAAAAUGUGAACCUGGACAUUAUGCCAGGCAAACUGGUGGCUGUGGUGGGAACUGUGGGUUCUGGAAAAUCAUCUCUGAUGUCAGCCAUGCUGGGAGAAAUGGAAAAUGUCUGUGGGAACAUCAAAAUCAAGGGCACUGUUGCUUAUGUGCCACAGCAGUCCUGGAUCCAGAACGGCACCAUAAAGGACAACAUCCUGUUUGGAUCAGAGUUUAAUGAAAAAAGGUACCAGCAAGUUCUGGAGGCAUGUGCACUCCUCCCAGACUUGGAAAUACUGCCUGGAGGAGACCUGGCUGAAAUUGGAGAGAAGGGUAUAAAUCUCAGUGGGGGUCAGAAGCAGCGAGUCAGCCUGGCCAGAGCUACCUAUCAACAUGCAGACAUCUAUAUUCUAGAUGAUCCCUUGUCAGCUGUGGAUGCUCAUGUGGGAAAACAUAUUUUCAGUAAAGUCUUGGGACCCAAUGGCCUGUUGAAUGGCAAGACUCGAAUCUUGGUUACACAUAGCCUUCACUUUCUUCCUCAAGUGGAUGAAAUUGUGGUUGUGGAAAAUGGUACCAUCUUGGAGACAGGAUCCUACAAUUCUCUGCUGGCGAAAAAGGGAGUAUUUGCUAAGAAUCUGAAGAUGUUUCUAAAGCAUGCAGAUUCUGAAGGGGAGGUCACAGUCAAUGAUGGUGAUGAAGACGAUGACAAUGACUCUGUACUGAUGCCUAGCAUGGAGGAGCUCCCUGAAGAUGCAGCUUCCUUGACCUUGAAGAGGGAAAAUAGCCUGCAUGGAACCCUUAGGCACAGCUCUAGGUCCAGUAGCAGACAUCGGAAAUCCUUGAAAAACUCCUUAAAGGUGCGGAAUGGGAAUAUCCCAAAGGAGGAGGAACUGGUGAAAGGACAAAAACUAAUUAAGAAGGAGUUCAUGGAAACUGGAAAGGUGAAAUUGGCCAUCUACUUGAAAUAUCUAAAAGCAGUAGGAUGGUGUUCCAUAUUCUUCAUCACCUUUUUCUACAUUUUGAAUUCUGUGGCUUUGGUUGGAUCCAACCUCUGGCUCAGUGCUUGGACCAGUGAUUCUGCAAUCUACAACAGCACCAACUAUCCAUCCUCUCAGAGAGACCUGAGAAUUGGGAUCUUUGCAGCUCUGGGCGUAGCACAAGGUGCAACCUUGCUUAUAGGAAAUGCCUGGAGUGCCAAAAGUUGUGCCCAUGCAUCAAGUCUCUUACACAAGCAACUGCUGAACAACAUCCUUCGAGCACCCAUGAGGUUUUUUGACACAACACCCAUAGGCCGGAUUGUGAACAGAUUUUCUGGUGACAUCUCCACGGUGGACGACACCCUCCCCCAGACCCUGCGCACCUGGAUGUUGUGCUUCCUGGGGAUAGUCAGCAUUCUUGUCAUGAUCUGCAUGGCCACCCCAGUCUUUGCCGUCAUCAUCGUUCCUCUUGCCAUCAUUUACGUGUCGGUUCAGGUGCUUUAUGUGGCUACUUCUCGCCAGCUGAGACGUCUGGACUCUGUCACCCGGUCCCCUGUGUAUUCUCACUUCACUGAGACCGUGUCAGGUUUGUCUGUCAUCCGUGCCUUUGAGCACCAGCAGCGAUUUCUGAAACAAAAUGAGAAUGGGAUUGAUACCAACCAGAAGUUUGUCUCUUCCUGGAUUACUUCCAACAGGUGGCUUGCAUUUCGCCUGGAGUUUGUUGGAAACUUGAUCGUCUUCUCUUCAGCCUUGCUGAUGGUUAUUUAUAAACAAACACAGACUGGGGACAUCGCGGGCUUUGUUUUAUCCAAUGCACUCAAUAUCACACAAACCCUGAACUGGCUAGUGAGAAUGACAUCAGAAACAGAGACCAACAUUGUGGCUGUUGAGCGAAUUACUGAGUACAUAAAAGUGGAAAAUGAGGCACCCUGGGUGACAGAUAAGAGGCCUCCAGCAGAUUGGCCCCAAAGAGGUGAGAUCCAGUUUAUCAACUACCAAGUGCGGUACCGGCCUGAGCUAGAUCUCGUGCUGAAAGGAAUCAACUGUGACAUCAAGAGCACAGAGAAGAUUGGCGUGGUGGGCAGGACAGGAGCGGGGAAGUCGUCCCUCACCAACUGCCUCUUCAGAAUCUUAGAGGCUGCGGGCGGCCGGAUCACCAUCGAUGGGAUAGAUAUCGCCUCCCUCGGGCUCCAUGACCUUCGAGGGAAACUGACCAUCAUCCCGCAGGACCCCAUCCUGUUCUCUGGAAGCCUGCGGAUGAAUCUGGACCCUUUCAACAACUACUCAGACGAGGAGAUCUGGAAGGCCCUGGAGCUGGCUCACCUCAAGUCCUUUGUGGCUGGCCUCCAACAUGGACUGUCCCACGAAGUGUCAGAGGCCGGCGACAACCUGAGCAUAGGGCAGAGGCAGCUACUGUGCCUGGGCAGAGCUCUGCUUCGAAAGUCCAAGAUUCUGGUCCUAGAUGAAGCCACCGCCGCGGUGGAUCUCGAGACAGAUAACCUCAUCCAGACGACCAUCCGGAGCGAGUUCUCCCACUGCACGGUCAUCACAAUCGCACACAGACUGCACACCAUCAUGGACAGCGACAAGAUAAUGGUCCUAGAGAAUGGGAACAUUAUAGAGUAUGGCAGCCCUGAAGAACUGCUGGACAACCAGGGUCCCUUCUAUCUGAUGGCCAAGGAAGCUGGCAUUGAGAAUGUGAACAACACAGCAUUCUAGCAAUGGGUUCCAAGGCUGCAAAGACUGUGAGGGUCAUUCCUUAUGUUACCUCUGUGAAAUCGAUCCUGUGUACAAAAGUGUGUAUAACACAUACAUAUAGAAUAUGUAAAAACGAAUGUUCAUGUACCUACUACCCAGGAUAAGAAAAUGAAUAUUUGGGGCCGGCACUGUGGCUUAAUGGGUAAAGCUGCCAUCUGCAAUGCCAGCAUCCAAUAUGCACUUCAGUUCAAGUCCUGGCUGUUCCACUCCGAUCCCUGCUUAUGGCCAGGGAAAGUCGCAGAUGGCCCAAGUCCUUGGGCCCCAGCACCCACGAGGGAGAUUCGGAAGAAGCUUCUGGUUCCUGGCUUUGGACUGCCCCAAUUCCAGCCGUUGAGGCAAUUUGAGGAGUGAAACAGCGCAUGGAAAAGAUGGUUUUUUUUUUUUUCUCUGUCACUCUGUAACUCUGCCUUUCAGAUAAAUAAAUAAAUCUUUUUA